Molecule: messenger RNA, 2050 nt
Organism: Macroventuria anomochaeta
Lineage: Eukaryota; Fungi; Ascomycota; Dothideomycetes; Pleosporales; Didymellaceae
Product: coproporphyrinogen III oxidase
Exons: 2
Coding region: 471-1751 (426 amino acids)
Cellular component (GO): mitochondrial intermembrane space; cytoplasm
Molecular function (GO): coproporphyrinogen oxidase activity
Source: RefSeq, a predicted model, not a curated record
CCCAAAUCUAUUGCACUGUCAAGUAUUCUAUCGAUGAGCAUACGGAUUUACGACCUCAAAUUCACGAUAGACGCCCAAACAAGGAUGUGUGUACAGCCUAGUAUCUAACAAAAGGCCCGUCACCAAUCCCAAGGCAAGUACCCUGUUCCAUCAGCUUUCUGACAACACAAGUAAAUGUCGAAAACUACAUUUCCUGCAUUGGAGCAACGUGUCUGCCAAGAGCAUACCUACUCAAGGCGCGUGGAAGAGCAACCAUGAUACAUGAGUGAAGGGCGGCUUAGUAACUAGUCUGCGGGCGCGCCUCGACAUAUGAUGCUUCGACCAUGGUGUGAUAUGCUCGAUACUUUCCAAGACGAUUCUCUUUUCGCAGCACAUCCAAUAUAAAUCGAAUCGGCUCGCGUGCAUUCCCUUCUUCUUGUAUGGUUGUAUUAUAGCCUUGUAAUUCUUAUUGAAGCCAGCAUUCGUCCACAAUGCUUCCUCGACCUUCAUUCCGUGUAGCCAGAGCUCUCGAGCUUCCCACCUGCUAUGCGCCCCGCCCAUCGUUACGCGCAAAUUGUCUAAAGAGCAGGCAGACACAGACUCAAAGGAGACGCAUGGGUGAAUUCCCUCGCAAUUACAAGAUCAAGCCAGACCCGUUGGAAGAAUGGCGAAAUCCUCCGCCGAGCAAGUGGCCGAACAGGAUUCGGCUGCUCAUGCUGCCCUUCGUGGGCGCUAUCAUAUACUCUAUGUGGACAGAGUCGGACUCGCUGAAGACCGAGACGCCCUCAAUCGCCCAAAAAGAUGCCCUCCUCAAGCGCGAAAACGGCGUGUCCGAGCAAUCGCCCAUGCGCCUACGAAUGGAACAAUUCAUAAAGCAGCACCAGAAGCAGAUCGUCUCUGAGUUGGAGAAGGUCGAUGGCACAAAGUUCACAAUCGACUCAUGGCAGCGGCCAGAAGGCGGUGGUGGCAUUACCUGCGUGCUGCAGGAUGGAAAGGUCUUCGAGAAGGCCGGCGUGAACACCUCAGUAGUCUACGGCCGCCUCCCUCGCGCUGCGAUCCAGAAGAUGCGCGUGAACCACAAAGCACUCGAUCCUGACGUCGACUCCCUCGAGUUCUUCGCUGCAGGCCUGUCCAUGGUCUUGCACCCGCACAACCCCAACGCUCCGACCGUCCACCUGAACUACCGCUACUUCGAGACCGCCGACGAGUUUGGCAACACCAACGCCUGGUGGUACGGCGGCGGCUGCGAUCUUACACCCUCGUACCUCUACGACGAAGACGCGAUACACUUCCACAGCGAGAUCAAGCAGGCGUGCGACAAGCACGACAAGGCAUACUACCCACGCUUCAAGAAGUGGUGCGACGAGUACUUCAACAACAAGCACCGUGGCGAGACACGCGGUGUAGGCGGUAUUUUCUUCGACGAUCUCGAUGAGACAGAGAAGGAUCAGGAGCAGCUGUUCAGCUUCGUUCAGGACUGCUUGUCUGCUUUCUUGCCGUCGUACCUGCCCAUCAUCAACAGGAGGAAGGACAUGCCGUUUACAGAAGCUCAGAAGCACUGGCAGCAGAUCAGGAGAGGGCGAUACGUCGAGUUCAACUUGGUCCACGACCGUGGCACAGCGUUUGGCUUGAACACACCGGGUGCGAGGGUGGAGAGUAUCUUGAUGAGUUUGCCACUCACAUCGAGGUGGGAGUACAUGCACGCACCUGAAAAGGGCAGCAGGGAAGAGCGCCUCAUAGACGUGCUCAAGAACCCCAAGGAGUGGGUGUAAGAUAGGCGAAGUGUAUAUACUGUAAGACAAUCUACGACACAACAACACCCAAAGCAAUUUGAGACGGGCCAGAGCGGCAGCCUCUCCAUUUGUAUCACUGCCGCCUCUUUGGUUAAUAGUUCAUGGAUGUUUGGUUGUUGUAGACGCCACAGAAGACGUGUCAAAGCUGGGGUUGGAUCUUGAAAUGAGGCUGUCAUCCAAGCUCCCCUCUUCCGCGCACAUGAACUGACGAUGGUGCAAUUUUGAGCGGGCUUACAUAGACGGAUGACAUCUUAUCUUCUGAAGCAUCGACUUCCGGG